Molecule: messenger RNA, 2545 nt
Organism: Rubroshorea leprosula
Lineage: Eukaryota; Viridiplantae; Streptophyta; Magnoliopsida; Malvales; Dipterocarpaceae
Source: the annotation of a GenBank genome assembly
CCCAAAUUAACUUAGUUCAAUCUCAGCUAAUUGAGAUUCUCUCUGCUGAUUACUGGCAUAUUCAAGGCUACAAACCUUUAGGCAUCCUAAUCGAAACCGCCAGAUAUACUAUAUGUCAAGGUACUCUGUAAUAGGUUGAAUCUCAUAGCCGUCUCUCAUAAGAACCAUUUCGUCUGAAGAAGUUUUAUGGUUGUACCUGAAUAUCACGGUUAAAGUUUCCCAGCCUUUGACACCACCAGAACUCUAUUGGGGGAGCAAUAAACGUGUCAAAAUCUGAUUCGAGGAAGGUUAGGACUAAUUUUGAAGAAAAAGAACACUAUAAAGAAGAUGUUGGGCCCGCCAGUUGUUGAAAGCGUGAUAAAGCUAUGGAGUACAUGGAAGAUCAGAGGACUGAUUAUUCUAAGCCUCUUGGUUCAGUGCUUUCUAAAUCUGUUUGCACCAUUAAGGAGACAAAGUGGGAAUAAAUGGAUCGUGGUUCCGAUUUGGUUGACAUACUUGCUUGCAGACUGGGUUGCUACAUUUACUAUUGGACUCAUGGGACGUGCCGAAGUAAGUGACAUCCUAGCCUUUUGGGCACCCUUUCUUUUGUUGCAUCUUGGUGGCCCCGAUAGCAUUACAUCCUUCUCUUUGGAGGAUAAUGAGCUUUGGUUAAGGCACUUGUUUGGGCUUAUGUUACAAAUUGGUUCAACUGUUUAUGUUAUGCUUCAAUCACUCCCAGGCAAGAAGCUUUGGCUCCCAACCCUCCUAGUGUUCAUUGCAGGAAUAAUCAAAUAUGCAGAGCGAAAUUAUGCUUUUUAUCUUGCAAGCUUUGACCAUUUUGAACAGCCUGCCACGGGCAUUAUCAAGAAUCUACUUGUAGGGCCCCUUGUGCAUCCACAAGUACGCCAUACCAACAGAGAAGUAAUUAAAGAGGGAGGGUCAAAAGAGGUCCUUCUGAAAUUAGAGACUGAGCUAAGCCUCUUGUAUGAAGCCCUCCACACCAAAUUGCCCGUGGUUUGCUGUAAGAUUGGAUAUGUUUUGCGGGCCAUUAGUUUUGGUUGCAUUUUUGGAGCCUUGUUGUCAUUCGGCUUAAUUCUCAACCACUACCACAAGUUGGGAAAGUUUGAAAUCUGGCUAACCUAUGGUCUGUUGAUCGGGGCCAUAACAUUGGAUUUCAUAUCCAUCGGAUUUCUUAUUUUUUCCGAUUUCAAUCUAGCUCUCGGAAAGAUUCCGAUUCCGGAAUGCAAAAUUGUGGCCUGGAUUAAAAACAGACGUAGGUGGUCCAGAAGAAUCCCCCAGUGCAACUUUAUAACCUGUUUUGUUAAUGACCGUCCAUAUUGGCUCAACAAAUUGGCUGAUUUUCUUCACAUAAGGAAUGUUUUGGAUGCCAUUAAACUAAGCAGAUGCUUGUCCUCCAAAACUUUAACGGAAGAAGUGUGGCACUUCAUUCUUGAAGAAGUGAAAAAAAAGGCUGCGUUUGCAGCAACGGUAGAACAGGGCAUCAAAAUUUCUUUGAAAAGAGGUGAUGGAAUUCUUGACAGCAACAACGAAUAUAGGCGUCUCAUCUGGAGCGUCAAGGAUUUGGAUUACUCGAAAAGCCUUCUGACAUGGCACUUUGCCACCGAUUUGUGCUUUCAUGACGAGGACGAUAGUUCUACAUCAAACAAUAUGGAUGGGCAUUUAAUAAAUUACAAAGCGAUUUCCAAGUUACUCUCAGAUUAUAUGUUAUACCUUAUGGAGAUGCAGCCAGGCAUGAUGUCCACUGUGUCCCUUGAUUGGAAAGAUGUACAUAAGCAAUCAUGUGACGAUAUAAAGUGCUUUUUCAAUAGUCCGUCCAGUUUGGAUGGAAAAUUUUUCUCCAGAGCAGUACUUCAAUUGGAUCCAGACAGUCGUGACUUCUUAUUCAAGUUUCCAUUUUAUAGGGGUGCAAAACGGUAUCCUAUUUUACAUUAUCAUGCGCAUAAGCUUGCCCAUCAGCUGAAGGGAUUUCACGAGGGAUCGCAUCGCAUUCCGUGGAAAUUAAUGAGCCAAGUUUGGGUGGAAAUAAUGUGCUAUGCAGCUAUUAAUUGCAAGCCAAAUGUGCAUGCACAGCAACCAAGUAAAGGUGGAGAACUCAUCACUUUAGUUUGGCUGUUGAUGAAUCAUUUGGGCAUCGGAACUCAGUUUGCAAGUCCAGAAACAAAGUCUGAAGAUAUUAUUAGUGCUGAUGAUACUAAUGCUGAUGAUACUGAUGCUGAUGAUGUUAGGCUUGAGGUGACGUCUGAUGAUUUUAGAGCUGGGCGUGAGAAGAAUCGUUUCAAGAAUGCUGCUUUACUUCUGAUGCAGCAGCGUCAACGUCAGCGUCAACAGGUCAAUGUAGAGCAGAGCCAGAAUUUAAUGUGAGAGGGGCCAAAUUUCAAAUUUGUAGACACUCAGGGGUAUGUAUGUUUAAUUUGGCAUUUCGUUGUAUCAUACGUUAUUAUUCACUUGUUUUAUGCAUUGGACACUACAAGCAGAUGUUCCUAUACUAACGGAAGUUUUUCAUCUAUAUAUACCUUUUUUUGGUCAAUAUAAACCCUUACGGACU